Molecule: messenger RNA, 1591 nt
Organism: Patiria miniata (bat star)
Lineage: Eukaryota; Metazoa; Echinodermata; Asteroidea; Valvatida; Asterinidae
Product: retinol dehydrogenase 8-like
Exons: 5
Coding region: 132-1013 (293 amino acids)
Molecular function (GO): oxidoreductase activity
Source: RefSeq, a predicted model, not a curated record
AACAACCCGCUCAUUCCUGCUUAACCGAGUACAUGUAGAAGCAACUCCAACAGCAAAGCUCUGCAGUUGGAAUCAGAAGCCUGCUGUAGACAAGACCGGGGCAGAACAAGAAGAGAGUCCUGCCAAAGAAAAUGGCACCUCAGACCGUACUAAUCACUGGGUGCUCGUCGGGCAUCGGUUUAGCCACGGCACUCGUGCUAGCCAAAGACGAGCUUAGCAGAUUCAAGGUGUACGCGACAAUGAGGAAUUUGAAGUCCAAGUCCAACCUGGAAAAAGAAGCAGGGGACACCUUGAACAAGACACUCUUCAUCCGGGAACUUGACGUGACCAAAGACCCGACUAUCAAAUCGGUGGUAGACGGGAUUCUGGGAGAAAGCGGGAGAAUCGACGUUCUCAUAAACAACGCCGGCUACAUGUCCUUAGAUGCCAUCGACCAGCGGUCAUUAGAGUGGUGCCAGGCUAUGAUGGAUACCAACUACUGGGGAGUAGUAAGAACAACCAAUGCCGUGUUACCAGCGAUGAAGAAGCAGAUGUCAGGCAGGAUCAUAAAUGUUUCCAGUAUGGCCGGCGUCCGAGCCGUUCCUUUUUAUGCUACGUACUCUGCCGCUAAGUUCGCUGUUGAAGGAUUCUCCGAGUCCAUUGCCCCGGUGUUGAGAGAUGGAUACAAUAUCAGGGUGAGCAUCGUUGAACCGGGGCCAGUCAAGACGGAGCUUUUCAACAAGGUCCUUGGUACACCGUUUGAAGAACAAGCCAAAGAUUUCGACCCCGUCCUGCGAGAAGUAUUCCUUACAAAUGUAAAGCGCAUGAUGACGUCUGCGAUGCUUUCGGUAACUCAAAGCGCUGAUGAGAUAGCCAAGCUGCACAUGGAUAUCAUUCUGAGUGAGAAACCUCACCUGCGCUAUCAGACGACCGAAAACCUGACAAAAGCGGCAGCCGAGAAGCUUCGAGAUCCAACCACGGAUUUUCUCCUCGAAAUGCUUGAGCAAGCUCAAGACAGGUAUUCUGCAAAGUAGCGUCAUGUAGGCCUAUAGUAAAGUCGCAACUGAACAAUCUGUUGCCAAGAGAAUUGGGUUUAGUUACGUUUUUUUCAUCUGCCACAGUGGAAAUUAUCAAAUUUAGCAAAAGACCAAAACAGCCUAGUUUGUUGAAUCGAUUUGUUAAAAAUUAAAGCUAGGUCUAAAUUGCGUGUGUGGGAAAGUAUUAAAUCUUUACUUAAUGCAGUAAUUAAGUAGUCGUCUCCUCAAAGAUAGACCUGCGACAAUGGUCACGCCCGCUUGGUUUACACUCUGUGCUGUCCUAUUAGUGUGGUAGGUUGGUCCUAAGUCCCAUUGGUCCGAAGUCCCAUUGGUCCGAAACAUAAUACUGUGUAGUUCCACUUGUUCAGAUUGACUGACCCUAACCCUAGCCCUAAUUCUAUGGGGCGUCGGACCAAUGGGACUUCGGACCAAUAGGACUUCUGACCAUUGGUACUUUGGACCAAUGGGACGUCGGACCAAUGGGACGCUUAUACCAAUGAAACGUAUCGAGCAAUGGGCCGUCGGACCAAUGGGACUUUGGACCAAUGGGACUUUGGACCAAUGGGACUUUGGAC